This is a messenger RNA of Manis pentadactyla (Chinese pangolin), 3086 nucleotides long. RefSeq names its product Fli-1 proto-oncogene, ETS transcription factor (gene FLI1). The record is from RefSeq and is a predicted model, not a curated record. Lineage: Eukaryota; Metazoa; Chordata; Mammalia; Pholidota; Manidae. The transcript has 9 exons. Gene Ontology annotation, biological process: regulation of transcription by RNA polymerase II; cell differentiation. Gene Ontology annotation, molecular function: sequence-specific DNA binding; DNA-binding transcription factor activity, RNA polymerase II-specific. Bases 274 to 1632 code for a protein of 452 amino acids. Gene Ontology annotation, cellular component: nucleus.
AGAGAGAGAGAGAUAGAACUUCCUCUCCGGUUCGCAAAGUGAAGUCACUUCCCAAAAUUAGCUGAAAAAAAGUUUCAUCCGGUUAACUGUCUCUUUUUCGCUCCGCUACGACAACAAACGUGCACAGGGAGCGAGGGCAGGGCGCUCGCGGGGGCACGCGGGGAGGCCCGGGCGCCAGGGGGGCCGCGCCGGGCUGAUCGCGGGGCUGCGAGGGCAGGCUGCAACCGGGUCAAUGUGUGGAAUAUUGGGGGGCUCGCCUGCAGACUUGGCCAGAUGGACGGGACUAUUAAGGAGGCUCUGUCGGUGGUGAGCGACGACCAGUCCCUCUUUGACUCCACGUACGGAGCAGCGGCCCAUCUCCCCAAGACCGACAUGACCGCCUCAGGGAGUCCUGACUACGGCCAGCCCCACAAAAUCAACCCCCUCCCACCACAGCAGGAGUGGAUUAAUCAGCCGGUGAGGGUCAAUGUCAAGAGGGAGUAUGACCACAUGAAUGGAUCCAGGGAAUCUCCGGUGGACUGCAGUGUUAGCAAAUGCAGCAAGCUGCUUGGGGCAGGCGAUUCCAACGCCAUGAACUACAACAGCUACAUGGACGAGAAGAAUGGCCCGCCUCCUCCCAACAUGACCACCAACGAGAGGAGGGUCAUCGUCCCUGCAGACCCCACGCUGUGGACACAGGAGCACGUGCGGCAGUGGCUGGAGUGGGCGAUCAAGGAGUACGGCUUGAUGGAGAUUGACACGUCCUUCUUCCAGAACAUGGAUGGCAAGGAACUGUGCAAAACGAGCAAGGAGGACUUCCUCCGAGCCACCUCCCUCUACAACACAGAAGUGCUGUUGUCACACCUCAGUUACCUCAGGGAAAGUUCACUGUUGGCCUAUAAUACAACCUCCCACACAGACCAGUCCUCACGACUGAGUGUCAAAGAAGACCCUUCUUAUGACUCAGUCAGGAGAGGAGCAUGGGGCAAUAACAUGAAUUCCAGCCUCAACAAAAGUCCCCCCCUUGCAGGAGCACAAACAAUGAGUAAGAACACUGAGCAGCGGCCCCAGCCAGAUCCAUAUCAGAUCCUGGGUCCGACCAGCAGUCGCUUAGCCAACCCUGGAAGCGGGCAGAUCCAGUUGUGGCAAUUCCUCCUCGAGCUGCUCUCCGACAGCACCAACGCCAGCUGUAUCACCUGGGAGGGGACCAACGGGGAGUUCAAAAUGACGGACCCCGAUGAGGUGGCCAGGCGCUGGGGGGAGCGGAAAAGCAAGCCCAACAUGAAUUAUGACAAGCUGAGCCGGGCCCUGCGAUACUACUAUGACAAAAACAUUAUGACCAAAGUGCACGGCAAGAGGUAUGCCUACAAAUUUGACUUCCACGGCAUCGCCCAAGCUCUGCAGCCUCACCCGACCGAGUCUUCCAUGUACAAGUACCCUUCCGACAUCUCCUACAUGCCUUCCUACCAUGCGCAUCAACAGAAGGUGAACUUUGUCCCUCCCCACCCAUCCUCCAUGCCUGUCACCUCCUCCAGCUUCUUUGGAGCAGCGUCACAAUACUGGACCUCCCCCACAGGUGGAAUCUACCCCAACCCCAGCGUCCCCCGACACCCCAACACCCACGUGCCCUCACACUUAGGCAGCUACUACUAGACGCUUAAUCAUCAGUGGCCAUCUCACUGAAGCCCCGUCCCUCACACCUCCUGGGAUUCUUAGGACUCUAAGGGACAUGUGUGGCCUGGAAGAGAACACAAAACUGGAUGUUCUUUUUUGUUGGAUAGAACCUUUGUAUUUGUUCUUUAAAAAUCAAUCCUUUUAUUUUUUAAUGUUGUUAAUCAUGCUUCCUGUACCUUGAACAAAGAGACGGCUAAUUCUGUGGGCCAGUUUGGAUUCUCAAUCUCCUAUUAUUUUAUGAGUUGAAUAUUUAGAUUACUGGAAUGGUUGUAUCAUGGUUCUAGGAAAGAAACUAGAUUUUCUUUAUAUUUUUAUGACUAAAGCAGUUUCUUAUCAACACACGGGUCUCAUCACGGACCUUGUAGGGUUCAGUAUACUAAAGGGUCCUGGACUUAACCAGUUAUGCUCUGGUUUGAGACUCAGUGAAAAUAGAGGCAAGAAGCUUAUAAUCUUAUUUUAAGAGGACCUAAUUCAGUGGAUGGCAACUGGAACAUUGGUUGUAAGGCCAGUGAAGUUUUCACCCAACUGGAAUUUAAAAGAAAGAACGUGUGUGUAUUUAAGAAGCCAUGGGCAUUGCAGGUUCCCUCUCAGUGGGCAAUAUGCACUAGGCUGACCAUUCUCUCUAGAAAAGGUCAAGAUAUAAACUAAGAAAUGUUAAUGCAAAUGCAGACAUUCCUGAAAGACAGAGAAAUAAAUAACUACUUUUUUUUUUUUUUUUUAAAUAAUGACAGUGGGUCCCAGAACUUUGAAAAGUCUUAGGGAUUUCUAAACACAAACAGAUUCGCAAGCGCUGUGCGCUUGUCAGACCAUCAAUCCAGGGUCAACCAAUCAGAAGGCAACUUACUGUAUAAAUUAUGCAGAGUUAUUUUCCUAUAUCUCACAGUAUUAAAAAAUAAAUAAUUAAAAAAUUAAAAAUAAAUAAACGAGUUGACCUCGGUCACAAAUACAAUUUUACUAUCAAAUCUGUCGUUAUUUUUUUAAAUGUAAUUUGUACAUCUUUUGUCAAUCUGUACAUUUGGGCUCUUUGUACUUUUUAUAGCUGGUUUUUAAAAAAGCAUAAUGUGACUAUUGCUGAAAAGAAAACGGACAUUUAAGUCACCGAUUUACUAGAAAGAGAAGCACUGGUGCAUAAUUUAACAGGCGUGCACGAGCAAAGAAAGGCGAUCCAUUUCCAUUUCUAAUGCUUUGGAAGUGUUUGUAAAUAACCGCACUGCAGGAAUCACAACUUCGGAAAAACAACAACCAAACUUUCCCAGAUGCAAGGGAUUUUCCUGCCUUAUAUAUGCAAUAUAUUUUUUAGAUAUUAAAAUAUAUAUAAUUUUACAGGUAAUCGUUGACUUUUUUUAAACUAUAUUAAGUGUUAAGCUGACAACUGUCAAUGAAGACUAUGUUGUAAAAUAAUUUGACUAAAUAAAUUGUGCCUUCUCUCAGAA